Penicillium malachiteum is the source of this 450-nucleotide messenger RNA. Its product is annotated as polysaccharide biosynthesis domain-containing protein. NCBI's taxonomy places the organism in Eukaryota, Fungi, Ascomycota, Eurotiomycetes, Eurotiales, Aspergillaceae. Bases 1 to 450 code for a protein of 149 amino acids. Gene Ontology annotation, cellular component: cytoplasm. The record is from RefSeq and is a predicted model, not a curated record. The transcript is spliced from 3 exons.
AUGUCUAAGCCAUUCAACCCCGAGGAGGCGGAGAACCUGGAGGAUAUGGAGAAGCAGUUCGCAGUCAAAGCCGUCGAACACCUGAUGACAUACUGGGCUAUCCUGGAGAAGGUGAAGGGCUCCCAGCUGCGCCUCACCAAGAUGGACGACGAGAUCUACGAAUCCUUCAAGGAGGCAUUCCCCGAGUACACCCCCACCGAUACCCUCAACGAGGACGAGAUGAAGAGCAAGGCCGGCAAGGAGAAGUGGCGCAACUGGAUCAACAAGUUUGAGAAGAAGAUUGACGACUUCAACUUCGGAACCAUGAUUCGCACCCGUGCCGAUGUUGAAUACGACCAGGACACCACCAUCUUCGGUGUCCGCAUGCAGUUCUACGCUGUCGAGAUUGCUCGCAAUCGUGCGGGCCUUAACGACUGGAUCUACGAGCGGUCCCAGAAGGCCAGCGCCUGA